Messenger RNA from Colletotrichum truncatum, 1224 nucleotides. RefSeq lists its product as uncharacterized. NCBI's taxonomy places the organism in Eukaryota, Fungi, Ascomycota, Sordariomycetes, Glomerellales, Glomerellaceae. The record is from RefSeq and is a predicted model, not a curated record.
AUGUGCCCGACAAACGACGAGCAGGCCACUUCUGACUCCAAAGGUAUCGUCCAACAGCGUGUCUGCCGCUCCGAAAUCGAACAUCUCCGAAUUCCCGGCACCCACAUCUCUUUCGCUCCCGGCUGCAAACGCCGCAUGUGGCAACAUGUGAUUCGUUUCAAUCUCUCCCCAGCGAGCGCCGGUUUCAAGGAGUGGGACAAGAUCUCCAGCGACCUGUACCUCGUCCGCCCUGAUGGCUCGUCCUGGAACACCGGUUGGGAUUCGGUAGUCCACCGCAAAGUCCAGAACGCAUUGGCUCGAUGUGCCUCCGAAGCCGUGCGUCUUGGUCUUGUUCGAGAGUUAGAUGGCGAUCGAGUGUGGCAGGACUGGACCAAAGGCUUCUUAACUCCCGAGUGGGAUGGCAGUUGCUUCGACGAGAAGUAUGCCCGCUCUUUGCUGGAACAGAAAGCCGACAAGAAAGACAACGAGCGCAGACAGUUACAUCGUUACGAGGCCGAGAUCACCGCCCUAACCGCUCAAGUACAAGGGCUAGGCCAAACGCCUGUCGUACCUCCGCGCCAGAACGAAGGCGAAGAGCUUGGCCGGCGUCAGCCCGCCCCCGCUGCUCAGCACGACCAUGACGUGGACUGGAAUGCAAAUGACGAUGACAACAUCCUGCCUGGUGAUUCUGUGACGAGAAUUAUCGUUAGCAGCGGAGGAAUAUUCCCCCCCCAACCUCGACCGGUCCCGGUUGAAGCCCACGCUUCAGCACUAGUCGCAGCCCCAAGCUUGGCCUCGUUGCCGCUACGAAAUUCCCGGGAUAACAACGCAGCCGUGGUUCAUUCUGUCCACGGCGUGUCCCCUACUCCCAAUAGUCUCGACGUAGCUCAAUUCUGGACUCGAAAGUCUCUCGCGGAGCUUGAGGCUAUGCUUCGCCAGGGAUGGGCUCGACUAUUUGAUUUACGCAUCCUCAUGUUCGAAGCACGCUUCCCGCGGGAAGUGGAUGAAUGGCACGAUCGACAGGCCAACCGUCUUAGCAUUAUCACAAUUAGAAAGGCUCGGGAGAGGCUAUUGGAAGAGAUAUUCUUCAUCGAGGAUAUUAUUGACGGCCGCCGGCAACCUCCCGGCAGUUAUCCCACGCCGUAUCCGGCGUCAGGUAUGCUGUGGAAAUACUUUCUCGGUGGCGAUCUUCCUUCCCAGGUAAUGGAGAACAGAAGCCUCGGCGCACGAAGACACUUUCUUUGA